CAACCGACAGAAAUCGAUCUGAACCGACUGCAAGCGAAUUGAGUCGACAACGCGGUAUGCCAUUGAGAAAAAAGCAAUCCGGAAAAAAGCAAAGAUCUGUCACAGCUUUCUUUUAAAUAGCAAGAAAUGUAAGUAGACAAAAAAAAUCUAUACAGGUUUAACCUAUACCAAUUAAGCCGACGAUAACGAUUUCAUCUAAGUUUGAUCUAACGUGUCUGUCAAUAAAUCUAUGAUUGUGUUUUUACGUAAUGUGUAACAUUACAGUAUACUGGAGUUCACUAAAUUUAAACUUGCAACACAUUAUAGAGAAGGCUAUCUGUUGUUUAUGUUAUUGGCCAUUUGUGGGUGAUUGGCCACUCCAUACCAGUCAACAAAAUAACGUUGUAUGUAUGUUGGCCAGUGUCUGUCAAAAUAUUUAGCAUGACUACUAGUUAAGCUCAAAAGUUGGAACCAAACCAGCAAACAGAAUGCGCAAGUCACAAAUGCUCACUGUUUGGUUCCCCCCCUUCAAAAAUAUCUGUUGUGCCCCUGCCAUUGGAAAAUGGUGAAGGAACAGCCAAUGCACAGGCAUUGUUUUCUGUUUUAUAACACCCUGCAGUUUACAGAAGCCAAAGGUUACUCGGUGGAUAAAGGGCAUUUCCUGCCAUUUUCUGGCCAAGUUAAGCAGGCUGGGCUCACGGUCCCGUUGUGUAACAUGUCUGCUUCUGCCAGGGUGAUAGUCAUUGGGGCAGGGUUAGCCGGUUUGGCUGCUGCAGCCACGUUGUGUAAGGCCGGCUUUCAGCACGUGCUCAUCCUUGAAGCCACGGAAAAGCCGGGGGGUCGCAUUGACACCACCCGACCCUUUGGUUCUGACAUAAUCGAGCUGGGGGCAAACUGGAUCCAUGGGCGGAAAGGCAACCCACUGUACACCCUGGCAAGGGAGCAUGGCCUUCUUCAUGAGGUGGCUGGUGCCAGCACCAUGUGCCUGCCCAACUCUGUCACCCCUGAUGAUUACUUCUUCAGGGAGGACGGGCAGAGGUUGCACCCCAGUGACGUGGAGCAGGUAUGUGCCCUCUUUGGUAGGCUGACUGCCAGGGCCUUCAAUGGCGAGCUGGAGGGCAGAUACCUGUCUGGGAGCCUGGGUCAUUACCUGGAUGAGGCGUUUGCUGAGGUAUUCCCAGACCUGACCCAGGAGACCAGGGAGGUCUUCGAGUGGUGCAAGAGGAGUGAGUGUACAGAUGAGGCCAGCUCCUCCCUCUAUGAGGUGUCUGCCUCCCAGAUAAGCCAUUACGUUGCCCUGGAGGGGGGUUUCUUCAACACUCUUGGAACCAGCGGCUACCAGGCUCUGCUGGAUGUCCUGCUGAAGUGCUUCCCCCAGGGGGCGUUGGUUUGCAACAAGCCAGUGCAGCAUGUCCGGUGGACCAUGGACAGCGCUGGCCAGCAUGGCAAGGAAUCCCAACCUGUAAAGUUGGUUUGUGAGGACGGCCAGGAAUACGAAGCGGACCACGUGAUCAUGACUGCGUCACUGGGCUUCCUCCAGGAGAGGGCGGCGGACAUGUUUGAGCCUGCCCUGCCCAACUCGAAGGCCGGCGCCAUAGAGAAGCUGGGCUUUGGCACUGUGGACAAGAUCUUCCUGAAGUUUGAUGAGCGCUUCUGGCCAGACGAUUGUGCCGGGAUACAGUUGGUGUGGAAGCACGGCCCCGAGGAACCCAGGUGUCAGGAGGGGCUGACACAGGAGGGCGAUCCAUUCAAGACUUGGUACAAGAAGAUCUGUGGCUUUGAUGUGGUGGCCCGCCACCCUACAGUGUUGUGUGGCUGGAUCACGGGGCAGGAGGCUGAGCACAUGGAGACUCUGGGUGACGAGGAGGUUGGGGACAUCUGUGUGAGCUUGCUCAGGACCUUCACCUCUUGGCCAGUACCCAAGCCGAGCCGGGUCCUCCUGUCUAGGUGGCGGUGCCACCCCUUUGUGCGGGGCUCCUAUACUUACGUGCCAUGCGGUGUGGAUGCUGUUCAUGAACACCAGGCCUUGGCAGAACCACUGCCCCUAAACCCCGUCCAUGCAGAAGUGAAGCCACUCCAGGUUCUGUUUGCGGGUGAAGCCACUCACAUAAACUUUUACACCACCACCCACGGUGCCUACAUCACUGGUGUGAGGGAGGCUCAGAGACUCAUCGAUCAUUAUGCAACACAGUGACCUGUCGUAUAAGACAAGGUGGAGGACAGUUACUGCAUGCGAUCUUUGAUGUCUGUUGGAUUCAAUUACACUUUUCCUUCAAAAGGAGCUUCACAGCUCCACAUGGUAUACCACCUUCAGAUGUUCCAUGUGUUCUUUUUAAUUUCCACCAGGAUGUGCAAUUUUGAUUGGCCACUUGGGGAGGGCCUAGUUAGCAGGCCACAUGACCUCAGAGUGUCCAUCCAUGGCAUGGGGUUAGGCCCAAAAUUACAGCUAAUUGCUGAUUAAAGCUGAGUGCCGACUAGUGGUAUGUACACUUACACAAAUACAUUGGCUUAUUAAAUAAAUUUAUCAAUUAUUUUCUGAA
Messenger RNA from Paramormyrops kingsleyae, 2519 nucleotides. RefSeq names its product spermine oxidase. Lineage: Eukaryota; Metazoa; Chordata; Actinopteri; Osteoglossiformes; Mormyridae. The record is from RefSeq and is a predicted model, not a curated record. Gene Ontology annotation, molecular function: polyamine oxidase activity.